Messenger RNA from Triticum aestivum (bread wheat), 1464 nucleotides. RefSeq names its product putrescine hydroxycinnamoyltransferase 1-like. Lineage: Eukaryota; Viridiplantae; Streptophyta; Magnoliopsida; Poales; Poaceae. Gene Ontology annotation, molecular function: acyltransferase activity, transferring groups other than amino-acyl groups. Bases 36 to 1340 code for a protein of 434 amino acids. The record is from RefSeq and is a predicted model, not a curated record. The transcript has a single exon.
UUCCUCUUCUCACUCGACCCGGGCGCAUAAGGAAAAUGGAUGUACACCGGGAGGUGGAGGUGGUGGAGUCGUGCAUGGUGACGCCCAGCAAGGACACGCCUAGCCAUGGCCUCUGGCUCUCACCACUCGACCUCAACAUGGUCAAUAGAGGCCACACCCCUACCGUCUACUUCUACAGCUCCAGCUCCGGCGUCGUCGACGACUUCUUCGACGUGACCAGGCUGAAGGUGGCGUUGGCCAAGGCUCUCGUGGCCUUCUACCCUCUCGCCGGCCGCCUCAGCGUGGACGGCGACGGUCGGGCGGAGAUCAACUGCGCCGGCCAGGGCGUGCUCUUCGUCGUCGCACGCUCGGACCUCACCGUCAACAGCUUCGUCGACUUCCAGCCGUCUCCCGAGCUGAGGAGGCUCUUUGUCCCCCGCGUCGAGGACCCGCCGUCCAUCAUGUGCGCCAUUCAGGUGACCUUCAUGAGAUGCGGCGGGGUGACCAUGGGGACGGCGCUGCACCACACCGCCAUCGACGCUGUAAGCGCAGCCCACUUCUUCCAGACGUGGUCCGCCUUCUCCAGAGACGGUGAUGGAGCCAGCGGGGUGGCGUUCGAGCUCCCGUGCCACGACCGCACCCUCCUCCGCGCGCGCUCACCGCCCGUCGUCCACCCCGACGCUCUCACCGUGCUAUGCCCGAAGCUAAGCCAAUCCGAGCGGUCGGCCCCCGCGGUCAACGAGAUCUUCCUCGUCUCGAGCGACCAGGUGGCCGCUCUGAAGCGCGCCUGCGCCGGCAGCGGCGAUGGUGGCGGUGGCCGCGUGAGCACGUUCUGCGCGGUGGGCGCCCACGUGUGGCGGUCCAUGUGCGCCGCCCGCCGGCUGCCGCCGGACGCCACGACUCGGCUCACCUUCCCGGCAAAUAUCCGGCGCGCCCUGAGGCCGCCUCUGCCGGCGCGCUACUUCGGGAACGGGACCAUCAGCCUGGGCACCGCCGGCAAGGUGCGUGACAUCGGGUCGGAAGAGCUGGGCUCCGUCGCCGCGCGGAUCAGUGGCGCCGUCCGCCGGAUGGACGACGAGCUGGUGCGUUCCGCGAUUGACUACCUGGAGAUGAACGGCGGCCGGCAGCCGGGCCGUGGCGCCCUGCCGGAGACAGAGCUGAGGGUGGUGAGCUGGCUGGGCAUGCCGAUGUACGACGCGGAUUUCGGGUGGGGGAAGCCGCUCGCGAUGCACCGCGCGGUGCAGCAGCGUGGCGGGAGCGUCUGCCUCAUGGACGGCCCCAGCGGCGGCGUGCGCAUCCUCGUGUCUGCAGAGGCUGCUGUUCUCGUCGACUUCCGGCGCCUGUUGUAUGCCAUCUUCUAGUUACUUCAGCCGCCGUUCGUUUGGAGUCUACUCGGGGCAAGUGGCUCAUUAUGCAUACAUGUUACAACUAAAAGGCAUUCAUCAUUUCAUCAUAUGUACCAUUAUCUAGCUACUCUAUCUUAUU